This is a messenger RNA of Vollenhovia emeryi, 1770 nucleotides long. RefSeq lists its product as uncharacterized. The coding region runs from base 1 to 1770 and encodes 589 amino acids. Lineage: Eukaryota; Metazoa; Arthropoda; Insecta; Hymenoptera; Formicidae. The record is from RefSeq and is a predicted model, not a curated record. The transcript is spliced from 3 exons.
AUGAGGAUUCGCCCGGGAUGCGCGGCUGUACUAGCGCUGCUACUGCAGGCCGCUCUUGUGGCGAGCAAGGCCGUAGAUCAAACGCAAUUGCAGCCACAAUCGCGGCAGACCCCGUACGGUACAGAGGCGCAGAAACGAUAUGGAGGCGACGGUGGUUUUGGGGGUGAUUAUGGCGGCGGUUAUGGGGGUGGCGAUAUUGGUGGUCACUUCGGUGGCGGCGGUGGCGGCGGCGGCGACGUCGGCGGUCACUAUGGAGGUGGCGACGGCGGCGGUCAUUUUGGAGGUGGCGACGGCGGCGGUCAUUUUGGAGGUGGCGACGGCGGCGGUCAUUUUGGAGGUGGUGACGGCGGCGGUUAUUUUGGCGGUGGCGACGGCGGCGGCCAUUUUGGCGGUGGCGACGGCGGCGGACACCUUGGGGGUGGUGACAUCGGAGGUCACUUAGGCGGCGGUGAUAUCGGUGGUCAUUUAGGUGGAGGUGAUAUCGGCGGUCAUCUAGGCGGAGGUGACUUUGGAGGUGGCGGCGGAGGAAUCGACGAGCACCACGGCGGCCAUGACGACCACCAUGACAAGGGCUACUGGAAGAAGAAGCUUGUUUGGAAGCCGGGCUGGAAGAAGAUCUGGAAACCGGCGAAGAAACAGAUCUGGAAGCCCGCGUGGAAGAAGAUCUGGAAGCCUAUCUGGGUGCCGACUCAGAAAGCGGUGUGGAAGGAGAUCCAAGUACCCGCGUGGAAGAAAAUCUGGAAGCCCGUGUGGAAGGAGAUUCAAGUGCCGGUGUGGAAGGAAAUACAGGUGCCAGCUUGGAAGAAAAUCUGGAAGCCGAUUUGGCAGCCGAUCCAGGUACCCGCUUGGAAAGAGAUCCAAGUACCCGCGUGGAAGAAGAUCUGGAAGCCGGUUUGGAAAGAGAUUCAGGUACCAGUGUGGAAAGAAAUUCAAGUACCCGCUUGGAAGAAGCUCUGGGUUCCCGAAUGGGUGAAGGUUGGCAUACCGGGCGAACACUAUCACGGCACGGAUCAUCAUGGAUGGCAAUACACGAGUCAUGAUCUUUGGAAAAAGAAAUUGAUCUGGAAACCGGUAUGGAAGAAAUAUUGGAAAUCGGCGAAGAAGCAGAUCUGGGUCCCGGACAAGAAGCUCGAGUGGAAGGAGGCCUGGAAGCAGGUCUGGAAACCAGCGAAGAAGCAAAUCUGGGUGGAGGAUAAGAAGCUGGCCUGGAAGGAAGCGUGGAAACAGAUCUGGAAACCGUCCAAGAAACUCGUCUGGGUCCCCGACAAGAAGCUCGAGUGGAAGGAGGCUUGGAAGCAAAUCUGGAAGACCGAUAAGAAGCUGGAAUGGAUCCCCGACAAGAAGCUCGCUUGGAAGGAGGCGUGGAAACAGAUCUGGGUGCCCGCUUGGAAAGAGAUCUGGGUACCAGCGUGGAAGAAGAUAUGGAAACCAGUCUGGAUAUCCGAGUGGUUCCCCAACGAGGACCAUCAUCCCCAUCACGGCUGGGACCGCAAGGACACGCAGGCUCAGAACACACAAAUUGUACCCUACAGCCCCGAGAAGGGGGUCCAGCAAAAGAGGCAAGCGCAACCACAACAGGCGCAGCCGCAACAGGGGCAACAACAGGCGCAACAACAGGCGCAGCAACAGGUGCAGCAACGUCAGGCGGACAGUAAUAAAGUCGGGUCCAGGUCUUUCCAGGCAAAUUCGCCGGCGAUCACGCAGGACUUGGUACCACCGCCGGCUAACCAAAACGUUGGCCAAGCCAACUUUGCGUUCCCUAGCCGCUGA